Molecule: messenger RNA, 2932 nt
Organism: Phyllopteryx taeniolatus (common seadragon)
Lineage: Eukaryota; Metazoa; Chordata; Actinopteri; Syngnathiformes; Syngnathidae
Gene: slc27a1a
Product: solute carrier family 27 member 1a
Exons: 13
Coding region: 396-2342 (648 amino acids)
Biological process (GO): phosphatidylethanolamine biosynthetic process; medium-chain fatty acid transport; response to insulin
Cellular component (GO): mitochondrial inner membrane; plasma membrane
Molecular function (GO): long-chain fatty acid transmembrane transporter activity; fatty acid transmembrane transporter activity; long-chain fatty acid-CoA ligase activity
Source: RefSeq, a predicted model, not a curated record
GGCUUCAUCGGCGACGUCUCUGUCCAACAUGGAGUACAGAGGGGAGAAAAAAAAAGGCAGGACCACCCUAAAAACUUGGAUACGCUCAAUUUGAUGUAGUUUAACUUUCCGGAUACACACACGAUGGACGCCUGGCUUUAAACGGCACUCUCACGAACGUAGGACGCCAUUUAGAGUGUCACUCAGCUUGUUUUUUUUUUUUUGUGCACCCACGCGAACCGGCGAGAUGCAAAAGUGUCACAACUAUUAAACAACAACAACAUUGUCCGCACAAUAGAAGGCCACAGCAAAUCGGGAAGUAAUUCUCGGGAACCAUUACGUGUAACCGUGACCGCCCUCGGUUAUUUUCGGGUUUUUGGGUGAAAGGUGACACCGCUGCGUGUGUUUACUUGAGAAUGCACAAUGCAGCGAGUGUGUCAGCCUCUCUGGGCUCCAUGGCCCUGCUGCGUCUCAUCGGGGUGUCCUGGCCCUGGAGUCUGAUGGCGGGACUCGGGCUGUACUUGGGCACCAGCAGCUGGAAGUAUUUCUACAUCGCGGCGCGGACCGCCAAGAGAGAUGUCACAGGCCUGUGCGUGCUACUGAGAGUCAAGCUGGCGCUGUGGCGCUACAUGCGCGACGGCAGCAACAUCCUCACCAUGUUUGCCCAGACGGUGAAACGCAACCCGAACAAGAUUGCGCUGAUCUACGAGGCCACGGGGGAAGCGUGGACGUUCACCCAGCUGGACCAAGUGUCCAACUCGGUGGCCAACUGGGCCAGAGGUCAGGGCUGGAUCACUGGAGACGUGGUGGCCCUCUUCAUGGAAAGCCGACCGUUGCAGGUGGCGCUCUGGCUGGGCUUGGCCAAGGUCGGCGUGGAAGCGGCUCUCAUCAACUUCAACCUCCGCAAGGACACCCUCCUGCACUGCAUCAGGGUGUCUCGGUCUCGGGCUAUCGUGUUUGGAGCUGAGCUUGCUGAUGCCGUGUUAGAGGUCAGCGCCUGCCUCGAUCAGUCCAUGUUGAGGUUUUGUACCGGAGACCUCAGCACUCAUCACGGGGCCUAUCUGGGUGCUACGCUCCUGGAUCCAAUUUUAGCGUCAACAUCGAGGCACUACCCUUUACCUUGUGUUAAACAUAAAGGCAUGAACGACCGUUUGUUUUACAUCUACACCUCUGGCACCACAGGACUACCCAAGGCUGCUAUUAUCGUACAUAGUAGGUACUACAGAAUCACCGCUUUCGGCUACUAUGCUUUUCGCAUGCGCCCGGAUGACAUCAUCUACGACUGUCUUCCUCUUUAUCACUCUGCAGGUAACAUCAUGGGAGUCGGCCAAAGUCUGAUCCACGGUGUCACUGUCGUCGUCAAGAAGAAAUUCUCCGCAAGUCGAUUCUGGGAUGAUUGUAUCAAGUACAACUGCACUGUGGUCCAGUAUAUCGGCGAAAUCUGCCGCUACCUGCUGUCUCAGCCAGUGCGGCCGUCAGAAAAGGCCCAUAAGGUUCGCUUGGCCAUUGGAAACGGUCUGCGUCCCAGCGUGUGGGAAGCCUUUACCCAGCGUUUCGGGGUGGCGCAGAUCGGCGAGUUCUACGGAGCGACCGAGUGCAACUGUAGCAUCGCCAACUUGGACGGCAAGGUGGGGGCCUGUGGAUUUAACAGUCGCAUUCUGCCCAAUGUUUACCCCAUCCGUCUGGUCAAAGUGGAUGAGGACACGAUGGAGUUGGUUCGGAAUAGCCGGGGCCUCUGUGUGCCCUGUCAACCUGGUGAGCCGGGGCUCCUGGUGGGGCGCAUCAACCAAAAGGAUCCGCUGAGACGCUUUGAUGGCUACGUUAACCACGACGCCACGAGCAAGAAAAUAGCCCAAAAUGUCUUCAAGAAAAACGACUCAGCCUAUUUGUCAGGUGACGUCUUAGUGAUGGAUGACUUGGGCUACAUGUAUUUCCGCGACCGCAGCGGCGACACGUUCCGCUGGCGGGGAGAGAAUGUGUCUACCACCGAAGUGGAAGGCAUACUGAGCAGUCUCUUGGAUCAGACUGAUGUGGCCGUGUACGGCGUGACGGUGCCAGGUGUCGAAGGGAAGGCGGGCAUGGCCGCCAUCACGGACACUGAUGGCACUUUCGACUGCGACGCCUUCCUGCAGAAGAUCCAAACCGCUCUCCCGCCGUACGCUCGGCCAGUGUUCCUACGACUGUCGCCGUGCGUUGACACCACAGGGACCUUCAAAAUCCAGAAAACCAGGCUGCAGAGGGAGGGCUACGACCCUCGCCUCACAAGCGACCGGAUCUACUUCUUAAACGUAAAAGUCGGGCGCUAUGUUGCGAUGGACGACAAGCUCUACUUUGCCAUAAUGGAGGCCAGAGUUCAUUUAUGACAUGGAAGUCUGGAAUUUCAACCCUUCAGGGAACAGAGUUGACACGACCCCUCACCAAGGCAGCACUGUUAAAGGUGAUUCCAUUUUUUAAAUUUUUUUUACAUUUUUUUUCUAAACACUGUAGGAGUCAUAUGCCGCGGCACCUGAGGACAUUUAUUACCUCUUCCACCUCACAGAGCCUUCGCCGCACCUACUUGAGGGGCCAUCUUGACAAAGGAGGAUAGUAAGGUGGCUGGGUCAACUUUGAAACAGGGAAAUACGAUUUACUCUUGUAGGAUUAAGCGACGCCAUUAAGGGAGUUGUUGGUCAAAUAGACAAAUACUAAUGGUUUUAAUGCUGUGGAUGAAAAAAAAAAACUAAUCCAUCUUCAUGUCCACAUGACUCAAAAGCAAUAAUUGUUAACGUGCCUUAGAUUUAAAAAAAAAAUGUAAACAAGUUUUCUGUCUGGAGUUUUGUGCAAAAAGGACUUCAAAAGAAAAUGUCACCUUUUUGGGCUCUCAUAUCAUCAGCAAGUGGUAAAGAUUUAAUAUAUAAAUCCUUCAGAUGACAGCUUUUGUGUGAAAUCCAAUUAAAAAUCCUAUCCUAAAGCA